Molecule: messenger RNA, 1136 nt
Organism: Emericellopsis atlantica
Lineage: Eukaryota; Fungi; Ascomycota; Sordariomycetes; Hypocreales; Bionectriaceae
Product: HIT-like domain-containing protein
Exons: 2
Coding region: 130-942 (270 amino acids)
Biological process (GO): double-strand break repair; single strand break repair
Cellular component (GO): nucleus
Molecular function (GO): single-strand break-containing DNA binding; single-stranded DNA binding; DNA 5'-adenosine monophosphate hydrolase activity
Source: RefSeq, a predicted model, not a curated record
AGAUGCUAGCAUGAAAAUGGUUGGCGUGGACCAUGUUCCGGUCGACAGUGAUUAUAGCACCUAUACGUACACCAUUGCACCACGACCUGAGUCUUACAACAACAGCAAACAUCACCUCACCACGGCAGAAUGCCACCCUCAAAUCGAGAGCCCGAAGAAGCCAUCACAGAAGAAGAGAUUCGCGCCACAGAGCCACCCAAGAAUGCCUUCACGGAGCUCAUGUCCCCCAAACCACGCCUGCCAACGCCAGGAACACACGCACGCGCCCAGCUCCAUCCCUCAAAGGACCGCGCGGGUCUAGGUGCCUACCUCCAUGAUCCCGCCUCUUCCGCGCGCGUCAUCACAUACAGCGAUGACUUUGUCGCCAUCCAUGACAUGUUCCCCAAAGCCACGGUGCACACCCUCCUGCUCCCACGAGACCCCGACGUCAACCUCGUGCACCCGUUCGAUGCACUGGAUGACGACGCCUUUCGAGAGAAAAUCGUAAAGGAAGCCGCCAAGCUGAAGGAUCUGGUCGCGCGGGAACUACAGAGGUUACUAGGCAAGCAUAGCAGGGCUGACGCUGAGAGGGAGGCUAUCCUCAACGGCGACAAGGAACCGACGUCAGCCGAGCUGCCAGCGGGGAGGGACUGGUCGAAGGAGGUCAAGGUGGGCGUCCACGCCGUGCCGAGCAUGUCCCAUCUUCACGUCCACGUGCUGUCGAGAGACAUGCACUCCCCACGGAUGAAGCACAGGAAGCACUACAAUUCCUUCACGACGCCCUUCCUCGUGCCCCUGGAGGACUUUCCGCUGGCAGAGGAUGACCCGAGGCGGCGGACGGGGGAGGAGGCGUAUCUCAAAUGGGACCUCAAGUGCUGGCGCUGUGGGAGGAAUUUCAGAAACAAGUUCAAGGAACUAAAAGAGCACCUCGAGAUUGAGUUUGACGAAUGGAAGAAGGAAUAAUAACUGUGCGCCUCACUCAAAAUUGAGAACCGAAACGGGAGACAAGUCAUUCCAUGCCGAGUCCAAGGCCACGUUUAUUCCGCUGUGACGAUCGCAAUUCUUCAUCGAUACACCGAACAACAAGAGCUCGGGGUUGAUGCAGUGUCCUGUACAGUUCCCAUUAAAAACCCAUCGCCUUCCACCCGCAGAGAAGA